GAUUCUCUUCUUUCCCAUUCGCUGUUUUCUUCAUCUCGAUGACUGAAAGUCUGAAAGUUCUUUGUUUGAAUUAUUAAUCCGAAAAUGGCAGGUUGGAAUUAUCCGGAAAUAUCCCUAGAAGAUUUGCUGAAAGCAAUAAAAGGGUUCAUAGAUAUGUUGAUUCUAGCUUCUGGGUAUCAAUCAUCUGGUCGUCUUGCCCGCUGGGAUUCGGGUAAUAUCAAGAGAGCUCUUCAGUGGGCUCUGUUUCUCGAGGAUGUGAUUGGUAGCUUGAACAGUCAAGAUGAGUACAGAGAUUCUCUGGAGGAGCUUGAUGUAGCUUUAUGUGAGAUGAUUUCUAUGCCAUAUUUCCCCAAGGGUUUAGAACAUCUAUCAUCUAAGACUCUUAGCAAUGCGAGAAAUUUAAUGUUAGAACAUCUGACUCAUACCUUACCACUGAGGGAUUUGCAUCUAAGAGCUCUAGUGACAGCGACCGUUGAGAUGGAUUUUCACAUGCUUCCAAAUGCAGAUAGUGAUUGCCUUGACAAACAUUUUGAAGAAUUGAUGCAUAGUGAAUCAAAGAAACCUGCUUUCAAUGUGAGCAGACAUUUAAUGGAAGACUCAGUAAACACAUCUAUGAUGACUUCUCCUAGUAGAAAAGCUAAUGAUGCUGCCUGCAGCUUUUCUGCCAUCACUGCACGAGAACUUGGAAGGAGACAUGUGGCAGUGUCAUCACUAUCUGCAGCAGAGACGUGCUUGGAGAUGUUGUCUCGCAGUGAAUACCAUUUGAAUGUAAGUGAGCGUGGCAAGAGCUUGCAUGAUGGUGUGGCUCACACAGGAGCUUUAACGUCUGAUGAAGUGCCGAUCGAUCCUUUUACCUGGAAUCUUUUGAAAUCAAGAAACCUCUCUUAUCUGCUUGACAAGAGAACUAUUAGACUGGUAUCAGGCGCCAAUCUUAUUCUUUCAGCUCCCGAGGACCAAUGGGUUCGAGUGUUUGGACGGCUAAAUAUUUCAACUGAAGCUGAACAUAAUUUAUGUGAAACAGUGGAGCUUUUGUUACUGGGAUGUGUUGCAAGCAAAUGGAAAAAUUUGAUUGAACAUUUAAUGUCGAGUUCAUACAAACCUGUUACUAUAUCAAAACUAUGCCAAGAGGUGCUCAACAUAGUGGUUGGAGGUUGUAAAAACCUUUGUUGCAAAGCUAAUAUGACGAGUUCAAAGGAUAGAAGUGUUGUAAGGUUUCUGGAAGGCUUGCUAAGCAGUCGGCUAUACACGUUGUGGAAACUGUCACCUAUCCUAGCAGCAUUUGCAAUUCCUUCCCGGUCACCGUUGUUUAGAUCAUAUUUAAGGGAGCUGGAGAGUCAAUUGAGAGGAGACACAUCAUUGACAAGCUCUUGUGGUUGCGCCAAGGAUGGAAAGGAGCAUAGAGAAUGCGACCUAGUUGACAGACUCUGGUGCCUCUAUAUAUACCAUAUUCACAGUUCCGCUUAAUGCCCGGUUGUUCUACUUCUCCCCAAUUUCUCAGCUCCAGAGCCAUUGGUGGAGGUGAAGGCCCCCUCGGUGACACUAAACGCGGGAUGAAAAUCUUGAAUGUGCUAGGCAUGAAGUGGCGGGGGAGAGGCGGUGGCGCCUCUGCAGUCACCCUUCUCAGCCUGCAGAAAAGGGCGUCCCCGAGAAACUGCUGCAGAGGAUGGCGUGUUGCAAGGCGUUUGGAAUGGAGGUUCGGGUUGUGGUGCAGAAAGCUCAGAGAAGCUUUGGGGUGCCAAAGAAACAGUGUGCAGCAGUUCAGCUAUGAUCCUCAGAGCUAUUCUCAAAAUUUUGAUGAUGGGCACUUCAAGGAACAUCUCUCACCUUUAGCUCCACUCUGAUUUUUUUUUUUUGCCUUUUUGCUGCAAUUCUUCAUAAGCUGAUUGGAGUGGCAGCUUAAGUUGAUCCUACUUUAAGCUUUAUGUAUCUUCUUCAUCCCAUCAAGGCCUGUAUAAUACUUAUUUGCAUUUUGAUUUGGAUAGUGUGGUGUCACUUCAUACAACAUACACUUUACUUUUAUGGAAUAGUAUUUUAUUA
This is a messenger RNA of Ipomoea nil (Japanese morning glory), 2037 nucleotides long. RefSeq lists its product as uncharacterized. Bases 85 to 1464 code for a protein of 459 amino acids. Lineage: Eukaryota; Viridiplantae; Streptophyta; Magnoliopsida; Solanales; Convolvulaceae. The record is from RefSeq and is a predicted model, not a curated record. Gene Ontology annotation, cellular component: Fanconi anaemia nuclear complex. The transcript has 10 exons. Gene Ontology annotation, biological process: interstrand cross-link repair.